AUGGACAUAGAGAGGAGGCUGAGGAAAAGAAGGUCCAGGGAUAGGCCCUACAUGGGAUCUAGCACAAGGUGGAGACCUGUACAAGGAGUACCUCGACUUUUCUAUACGGAACCCCUUGUGAAGGCAGACAUGGGUGGAUUAGAGCGAACCUUGCUGUGCCAAGGUCCCGUGGAACUCACAAGGGGCACGAAAACAAACAGACGACAUCUGUCCUUAUUUGAUGACGUUUUAGUAGUAUCUAGUAACCUGAAUAAGAAAAAAUUUAAAAUAAAAUAUAUCCUACCACUGAAUAACCUGUGGGCUGUGGAUAAUGUGGAACUAGUCAGAAAAAAUGAAACCUCUCCUUGCAAGAACCUUUUCCUGUUUUGGCCAGAUGGCAAUUUUUUGGCUUCCUUUCGUUCGAUUGAACAGAAAGAUCACUGGUAUUAUUUUCUCAGAAGAUCCAUUGACGCAGCCAAGAUGGAUAUGAAGAAGCCAUUCUCACUUAAGAUAUUCACCGAAGACAUCCCAACCUGUGACAAUAACAGUGAAGAUUUCGAACUAUGGUUCUGCCCUGGCCAUGAGGAAGCUCCUAGAGCACUGCACGGCUAUGAGUGUCCACAUAAAGUUUUAAUGAAUCACCUUCAAAUUAACUUGGGUAGAUGGAAGUCAAAAAUUUCCACAGCUUUUCCCAUCUUGCCUGGGUUAUUUGUGAAAGACUUCAACAUGGAUGAGGAGGGCCAAUUUAUAUUAAAGCCCCGAAACCCAGCUAGAAUCCAGCAGCAAAGUAAUGAUGUCAUCUUGUCCUUAGAUGAAAAGGAAAGACCUCGUAAGACAUCUUGUUUCCACAGGGCCUCUGUGCCCCAACGGGACCAAAUGUGUACUGACCCAGAAGUUAAAAAGACAGGACAACUAUUUGGCAAACAACUGAGUUACAUUUGUCCCAAUGGAAAAUGGCCCCAAGCAAUUCUGGACAUACUGUACCGAUUAAGAGAAAAAGGCCCCACCACACGAGGCAUCUUUGCUAAAUCUCCCAAUGAGACAUCGUGUAAAACUCUAAAAGACAAAUUGGAUAAUGGUGAAGUGGUAGAUAUAAAAAAUUACUCGCUUCAUGACGUGGCCUGGAUCCUGAAGGAGUUUCUACGACGUAUUAAAGGCACUCUAAUGACUGCCCAGUUAUAUGACAAGUGGCUUGCAGUUCCACAAAAGGCCAACCACAAAGAAAAACUGACAGCAGUGCGGAGUCUCCUAGAUGAACUUCCCGCGCCAAAUGCUGCUCUUUUGGGCCAACUCUUUAGGAUUUUACACAAAAUUUCAAAAAAUGCUUCUUUUAAUCUAAUGUCAGCUCAAAAUCUCUCGGCUGAGAUAGCUCCCUACAUUUUAUGGAUGCCUACCUACCGCAAUAAGGUUCUGGCAAAUUAUAUCACUGAAAAGAUUUCUCUCGUAACAUUUUUGAUAUCAAAUGCUCUCCAAAUAUUUGGACUUGAUGUUGUUGCAGUGUGUUAUGAAACAUCGUUUUUUAGUCCAACUUGUACAAAUACCUCAUGUGCCCAUAUUUCUCCAUCUAUUAUCAACAAAGGAAAGGAAACAGAACGUGGAAUCAACACCUGCCCCAGUGAGAGAACAUACAGCCCAGGCCAUGGGGCACCAGCAAUGACUCCAUUGGUUCCUCCACUUCAUGAGGGCAAUAUAGAGAGUGCCGUGGAGCUGGAGGACCGGAAGGCAAGCCUCAGGGGACGCAGGGAGUUUUCUGGGUACUGCCUUGCACCUGCUGGAGCUUUGCGGCAUCGGUUUACAAUGUGUUCCCUGCAAGCACGGGCAACACAGGAUCCCCUGGAAGCCAUAAGCCGUGUUUUGGAUCCUUGCACCUUUGAAGAACUCUGGGGAACUGCCACAAACCCCUCCAACCGAAACUGA
This is a messenger RNA of Apodemus sylvaticus (European woodmouse), 1896 nucleotides long. Its product is annotated as rho GTPase-activating protein 20-like. Lineage: Eukaryota; Metazoa; Chordata; Mammalia; Rodentia; Muridae. The transcript is spliced from 14 exons. Gene Ontology annotation, molecular function: GTPase activator activity. Gene Ontology annotation, biological process: regulation of Rho protein signal transduction; signal transduction. Bases 1 to 1896 code for a protein of 631 amino acids. The record is from RefSeq and is a predicted model, not a curated record.